CCCGGCGCGGCUCGGCCCGGCCGCCGGUGCGCGGCUCCUGGAGCGCCCCGGGCCCGGCCCGGGCGGCGGCGGCGGCUCCAGCCCGAGGCCUCGGUGGCACCCGCGCGCCGCGCCGCAGCCAUGGCCCUGGUGACCCUGCAGCGCUCGCCGACGCCCAGCGCCGCCUCCUCCGCCAGCAACAGCGAGUUGGAGGCUGGCAGCGAUGAAGAUCGGAAGUUAAACCUCAGCUUAAGUGAGAGCUUUUUCAUGGUGAAAGGAGCGGCCCUCUUCUUGCAACAGGGAAGCAGCCCUCAAGGCCAGCGAAGCCUGCAGCACCCCCACAAGCACGCGGGUGACUUGCCCCAACAUCUGCAAGUGAUGAUCAACCUUCUGCGUUGUGAAGAUAGAAUCAAGCUGGCCGUGCGCCUGGAGAGCGCCUGGGCGGAGCGGGUCCGGUACAUGGUGGUGGUGGACAGCAGCGGGCGCCAGGACACAGAGGAGAGCAUCUUGCUGGGCGUCGACUUUUCCAGUAAGGAGAGCAAAAGCUGCACCAUUGGGAUGGUUCUCCGGCUGUGGAGCGACACGAAGAUCCACCUCGAUGGCGACGGUGGCUUCAGCGUCAGCACAGCAGGAAGGAUGCACGUCUUCAAGCCCGUAUCUGUCCAGGCCAUGUGGUCCGCCCUGCAGGUCCUUCACAAGGCCUGCGAAGUGGCACGAAGGCACAACUACUUCCCCGGGGGCGUGGCUCUCCUCUGGGCCACCUACUACGAGAGCUGCAUCGGCUCCGAGCAGAGCUGCAUCAACGAGUGGAACGCCAUGCAGGACCUGGAGUCCACGCGGCCCGACUCCCCGGCCCUGUUUGUCGACAAGCCAACGGAAGGGGCGAGGACCGAGCGCCUCAUCAAAGCCAAGCUCCGCAGCAUCAUGAUGAGCCAGGACCUAGAGAACGUGACCUCCAAAGAGAUCCGGAACGAAUUGGAGAAACAGAUGAACUGUAACUUGAAAGAAUUCAAGGAAUUCAUAGACAACGAGAUGCUCCUUAUCCUGGGACAGAUGGACAAGCCCUCCCUCAUCUUCGAUCACCUUUAUCUCGGCUCUGAAUGGAAUGCAUCCAAUCUGGAGGAGCUGCAGGGCUCAGGUGUUGACUACAUCUUAAAUGUCACUAGAGAAAUAGAUAAUUUCUUCCCUGGCUUAUUUGCAUAUCACAACAUCCGAGUCUAUGAUGAAGAGACAACAGACCUUCUUGCCCACUGGAACGAGGCGUACCACUUUAUAAACAAAGCAAAGAGGAACCACUCCAAAUGCCUGGUACAUUGCAAAAUGGGUGUCAGCCGCUCCGCUUCCACGGUCAUCGCUUAUGCGAUGAAGGAAUUCGGCUGGCCCCUGGAGAAGGCCUACAACUAUGUGAAGCAGAAGCGCAGCAUCACGCGCCCCAACGCUGGCUUCAUGAGGCAGCUGUCUGAGUAUGAAGGCAUCUUGGACGCGAGCAAACAAAGGCACAACAAGCUCUGGCGCCAGCAGACUGAGAGCCGCCUCCAGCAGCCCGUGGGUGACCUCGCGGGGUCCGGGGACUUCUUGCCAGAGACCCUGGAUGACACCCGGGAAGCCCGGCUGUCCUGCUUGGACGAUGCUGCCCAGCCUGGGUUCCCAGGAGGAGGAGGACCCUCUCUCUCCUGCUGUUUCCGACGGCUCUCAGACCCCCUCCUGCAUUCCCCCAGCGACGAAACCGGCGGCCUGGUCCAGCUGGAGGAUCUGGAGAAGGAUGCUCUGUUGGAGGAAGCAGCUCAGCCUCCAGCAGCGCCCAAGCCAGCCAGACCUCCCCAGGAAGGCCCCGGGCCCUGUGAGAAGGAGGUGAAGAAGAAACCGGAGUUCGGGAGCCCGAAAGCCCACAGUGGCCCCUUGCCGGCAGUGGAGGAGAUGGAGAGGGAGGAGGCUCCCGGAGCAGGGCGGUGGGGGAGGUCCCCAGCCCAGCUGGAUAAGAGCCUGCUCAACCGGGAAAACCUAAAUAAUAACAAUAGCAAGAGGAGCUGUCCGGACGACUUUGAGCACGAUGCUCUAUUUGGGAUCCUCAACAAAGUGAAGCCUUCCUACAAGUCCUGUGCCGACUGCAUGUACCCCACAGCCAGCAGGGCUCCCGAGGCCUUCGGGGAGCGGCGCGAGACCCCUGGAGCCCCCGCCAUCUGCACCCAGCCAACCUUCCUGCCCCACCUCACGUCCUCCCCGGUGGCCUACACAGCCAGCCGGUCCCGAGCCCUGGAGAAGCUGGCCUCCGGCCCCCCCGAAACUCCCCCACUCCUGCCACCAGCAGGCCCGAGGAGGCCGGACCCUGGGGGCUCUGGGCCCAGGGCUGCCCCAGAGCCGCCAGCUAGCCUUUUGGAACCUUCCAGAGAGACCCCCAAAGUCCUGCCAAAGGCCCUCCUUUUGAAGAAUUCUCACUGUGAUAAGAACCCUCCCGGCAUGGAAGUGGUGAAGGAGGAAUCGCCACCCAAGAAAGACGCGAAGCCGGCCAAGGACCUGCGGCUGCUGUUCAGUCAGGAAGCCGAGAAGCCCAGCGCGCACAGCUACCUGAUGCAGCACCAGGAGUCCAUCCUCCAGCUGCAGAAGGCGGGCCUGGUCCGCAAGCACACCAAAGAGCUGGAGCGGCUGAAGGGCGCGCCCGCAGACCCGGCGGCCCCCCUCAGGGACGGCCCUGCCGGCCGGCUGGAGGCCAGCAUCCCCGAGGAGAGCCCCGACCUGGCUCCCGACCUGCCGCCGCCGGGGGCGAGUGACGAGAAGCCGGAGGCCACCCCCAUCCCGCUGGAGGGAGCCUCGCUGAAGAGCCCCUCUCCCUUCCUCUGCCGCCUGGACCACACCAGCCACUUCUCGAAAGACUUCCUGAAGACCAUCUGCUACACGCCCACCUCGUCCUCCAUGAGCUCCAACCUGACCCGGAGCUCCAGCAGCGACAGCAUCCACAGCGUCCGCGGGAAGCCGGGGCUGGUGAAGCAGCGGACGCAGGAGAUCGAGACGCGGCUCCGGCUGGCGGGCCUCACCGUCUCGUCCCCGCUCAAGCGCUCGCACUCUCUUGCCAAGCUCGGAAGUCUUGACUUCUCCACGGAAGACCUGACCAGUGAGGCUGACCUGUCCACCAUCGCCGACUCCCAGGACGCCAAGUCGAGCGAGGCCUCCUUCUUGCACGAGCCCCAGGCCACCCCGCGGAACCCAGCCGCCCCCUCUAAACCAUCAGGGAAACCCUCCCCAGAAAACUUGAAAAGCUCCUCGUGGCUGAGCAAAAGCUGACCCGCCACCAGCUGAUCACAUGACCCCUCCCUGAGUCUCACCACGGGUUUCGGUCAGCCCCUCGCGUCUCUCAAUUUCCCUCAAACUGUGGCGUUUAAGAACUCGCAGCCAGGAGGAAAGGGGAGUGUCUGUUGUGUGGCCAGCAGACUCUGAGCCCGAGUCAUGCGUUUUCCAGGAGAGUCGUGUCUGCAGGGCAUGUACAGAUGCGCACACACGUCCAAGUACGCUGUUUGCAACAGGCACAGAACAGCUGUGGCGGCGGCCCCGUCGCCAGCCACAUGGUCCUAGCUCGUUCAGCCCGCGUGGGAAAAGUCUUGGAUGGCAAUAUAAGUCCUACCUCUGUUCUUGCUGUGCUUUUUAUGUUUAAAAUACAGUGAUGCCCAAGGCUCAUUCCAGGGAAUACUGCUGUGUCAGAAAAAGGGUUCCCAAGGGGGAAUUUUGUUGUUGAAAAAGGUGUUAGGAUUUCUAACAUGACCUCACCGGGCCCUGCGAGGGAAAGGGACGCGAAGGUGUGGGAGGCUGUUGUGGAACCAGCUCUGUGGGGCGUGGUCCUCUGUGCUGCCGACUCCUCGGUCCUGGCGUGUUGUUACUGCCGAGCCAUGUGCGUCUGGCCCGCGCUGGGGUCCGGUGGGGAAACGUGUGUGAUGUCCUCAGUUGUUGCUUGUGGUGGAUUUCAAAUUGCCCCCCAUCUGGGGAGACGGACCCAGCAGCGCUGUUGGUCUCCUCUGCUGUUGAGCCCCCGUGGCAGGGAAGAGGGGUUGACGGUGUCUGGGGGUCCGGGGUCCUGAGAUGCAGGCUGUCCUGCCAGGGACCCGGCACUCAGGUUCACUCAUUGUCACAUCUGCUCAUGUUUGGGGGGAGAAAGAAGACCCAGUAGUGAGAAACGAUCGGUUCCUCCCUAAGGGCAGCUUCUGUGAAAGAAACGCAGCUGUUGAAUAGCUUCCCCAUGUUUACAGUUGCCCCUUCGCUUCCCUCUGGUGGCUCCCAGCGGGUGGACGGGGCGCGGGAGGGCCUGCAGUCCCAGCCGGGUGAGCUGGGUGCCUCAUGCUGCCGCAGCUCUGAGCUCGAGUGGAGGGUCGUCUGGUGUCGGUCAGCACGACAUCGGGAUGUUAAAAUAUUUUGAGAAGAGAGAAGGGGCUUGAUUAGAAAGGUUGAAUUCAGGGGUCAGCAAACUGUGGUAUAUGGUCCCAUGAGCUAAGAAUGGUUUUUCAUCCUUUUCAGGGGUUAUAAAAAAAAAAAAAAUUAACUCAUAGGCAACAGAGACCACGUAGCCUGCAAAGCCAAGAUGUUCAUUAGCAGGCCUGUGCAUAAAAAGUUUGCUGACCCCUGGGUUUAUUGGACAGCAGAGGGCUACCCAGGGCCCUCUUGGGAGAAACUGGGCACAUGUGAAACCUUCCGGGCCUCAUAACGCCUCAGGCCAAAUCCUUCUCCCAGCCCAGACCUUGCAGCCCACCCCGAGGGCGUCUCCUACAGGCGGGUGGCUGUGUGUGGGUGGGACACUCCUGGCUGGUCAGCCAGGUUAAUUCAGUGAAGCUAGAAAGCCCUCAAGGACCAGCCAGAUUCUCAAAGUGGGUGAAUGAGUUGCCACCGGACAUUGGUCAGACUGGGACCCCCGACAGCCACCAUUCUAGAAGCACCAGGCAGGGUCUUCGGGAACCAGGCUCGUCCAUAUUUCAACUAAUGCGAGAGUUUGGUUUUUAGUUGUUUGCAAAAACCCUCUCUCCAGGAACUUUUUCUCCCUGACCAUAUCCUUUUAAUUUUUAAAAAUAUAUGUUAUUUUACUUUAUAGGAAUUUAUUUUUCCCACCACCAUUCACUGAAAUCACCUUUAAAGGGGAUUAUUCACUUUUCCCAAAAACCCUGUUAGGUCUUUUUUUUCUCUCUCUCUCUCAGCCAACAAAAGCAUAUUCUCAAAAAAAGA
This is a messenger RNA of Myotis myotis, 5178 nucleotides long. It is a transcript of the gene SSH1, whose product is annotated as slingshot protein phosphatase 1. Bases 121 to 3258 code for a protein of 1045 amino acids. Gene Ontology annotation, biological process: actin cytoskeleton organization; negative regulation of actin filament polymerization; protein dephosphorylation. Gene Ontology annotation, cellular component: cytoplasm. NCBI's taxonomy places the organism in Eukaryota, Metazoa, Chordata, Mammalia, Chiroptera, Vespertilionidae. The transcript has 15 exons. The record is from RefSeq and is a predicted model, not a curated record. Gene Ontology annotation, molecular function: protein tyrosine/serine/threonine phosphatase activity; actin binding.